AUGGCGGUGCCUUCAGCCCAGGAGUUUCACUGGCAGAGCCUGGCACGACUGCCCACCGGCCGCGUCUACCACACUCUGACUGAGGUGGGGGGGCAGAUGUACAUGCUGGGGGGCUGCGACGCUGCGGGGAGACCGUGCCCCUCCCUUGAGCUCUACUCCCCUGAGGCGGACCGGUGGACGAGCUUGGCCCCCAUGCCCACCCCUCGCGCUGGAGCAGCUGUAGCGGUGCUGGGAAAGCAGAUCCUGGUGGUGGGAGGAGUGGGAGAGGACCAGAGUCCCCUGAAGGUGGUAGAGAUGUACAACACAGAGGAAGGGAGGUGGAGGAAAAGGAGCGCUCUACGGGAGGCCCUGAUGGGUGUAUUCAUUGCUGUGAAAGAUGGCCGGGCUCUGGCUGUAGGGGGAAUGGGUGCUGACCUGCUCCCUCGUAGCAUCCUGCAGCAGUACGACGUUCGGAAGGACGUGUGGGCGCUGCUUCCUCCCAUGCCGACCCCACGCUACGAUGCUAACAUACAUCUGCUGGCCAACAAGCUCUACGUGGCAGGUGGCCGUCAGUGUAAGCGACCAGUGAAAGCCUUUGAAGUUUACGACUCAGAGACACGCUCCUGGACUACGUUACCCAUGGUGCCAUGCAAACGUUCAUAUGGGGGAGUGAUAUGGGACACAGCUGGGAGGCUUUGUCUGCUGGGAGGGCUGCGACAGGGAGGAGGACACCAGAGCUCCAAGUUCACCAAGAACAUCAACAUUUUUGACACCAACCAAGGCGCCUGGCUGAAGUCAGAGGAGACGGUGGCCAUGAAAACAAAGAGAGCGGACUUUGUGGCUGCUUUCUUGCGUGGUCGCAUGGUGGUAGCCGGGGGGCUUGGUCACGAGCCCUCAGCUCUGGACACAGUGGAGGCCUUUCACCCUCAAAGGAAGAAGUGGGAGAGGAUGGCUCCAAUGACCUUCCCUCGAUGCUCAGCCUCCUCCAUCGUCAUCAGAGAUCGCCUCCUGGUGGUGGGAGGAGUCAACCAGGUUCCCAGCUCUGCACAUGAGAUCCUGUAUGUGAAAGAAGAGGAGUAUCUGUAG
This is a messenger RNA of Scomber japonicus (chub mackerel), 1065 nucleotides long. It is a transcript of the gene klhdc8a, whose product is annotated as kelch domain containing 8A. The record is from RefSeq and is a predicted model, not a curated record. Gene Ontology annotation, molecular function: protein binding. The coding region runs from base 1 to 1065 and encodes 354 amino acids. Lineage: Eukaryota; Metazoa; Chordata; Actinopteri; Scombriformes; Scombridae. The transcript has 7 exons.